Molecule: messenger RNA, 1641 nt
Organism: Serpula lacrymans var. lacrymans S7.9
Lineage: Eukaryota; Fungi; Basidiomycota; Agaricomycetes; Boletales; Serpulaceae
Exons: 4
Coding region: 1-1641 (546 amino acids)
Molecular function (GO): protein binding
Source: RefSeq, a predicted model, not a curated record
AUGAUUGCCCCAAGCACGACCACUAUCGUCAAACGCGACUGCUAUCCAUCUCCUAUACUCACCAUACCUGCGGAGCUUCUAGUUUCCAUCUUAGGCUUCUUGGAUAGCCGAUCAUUACUUAGGUGCUGUUCCGUAUGCCAUCAUUUCGACUUGGUCAUAGAGAGCUAUGCAGAACUUCAGUACAACAUUGAACUCACCCUUGAUGGCAUGGUGGAUGGUUUUCCAGGAAACCUUUCCGUCUCUGAACGGUUACAGAUCCUACGGAAUAGGAGACGUGCAUGGUAUAGCCUCGACUGGGAUCAGCACCUCGUCGUACCAAUGCCUGGCUCCUGUCAGGCGUACGAGCUCGUUGGUGGCGUUUUCGCCAAAACUAUGAGUACUGGAAUCGGAGGAAAUGGUUCCCGCCAUCUAAUUACAUCAUGGCUUCCAUCGACAAUCAAUAGCGAACGGGUAGUCGUAAGGAAAGAUAUUGGUUUGCCCACACGGGAUUUCGCCAUCGAUCCCUCUCAGGACCUAAUUGCACUCGUUCAAGCGGAUGAUGAUGAUGAUUUUCACUUUCUGCUUCCUGGUUUAUUGCAAGUCCAUCUUCGCACGCUAUCCACCAAUGAACCGCAUCCUCAGGCGGGAUCUGUAGUAUUACGCUGUGCUGUUAUGUUCCCUAUAACAAAUGCCUUCAUCCAGAUCGUGGAUGAUGUUAUUGGCAUGAUGUUCUGGGCGGAACCCCAAGGCCCUCGUAUCACACUCUGGGAUUGGAAGAGUGGCAAGUUCCUCAUUGUAAGCCUAUUAAGCAUGUCAUGUCAAAUAUCAUUACAUUAUAUUGUGUCACAGGAUCGUAGUAGUCUCCAGCUUCCAAGCGGCACUUGGGACUUUUCGUUCCUUUCUUCUCGCGCAUACAUGUUAACAUGCACCGCAGGGCAAGGUUCCAUUGAAAUAUUUACAUUCGCUGAUGAAACCAGAAAUGAUUCAACAACAGCCUCGAUCGGCGCACUACCUGUACACGUUGCAAGCUUAUUGUUGCCUCCUGUCUUACCGGGUGUACAUCUGAUGAACAUGCACACACAUACCGGUCCCUUCGCCGCUAGAUGUCCGGUUGGUAAACCGUUUGCUACAGCAAAUCAUGCCCGCAUCCAUGUUGUGUCAAUUCAGUACGCUCGCACUGGCUGUCUUAGGUUGAUUGAUAGUCCUCGUUUCUGUCUCUUUGUUCACAAUCGCACGUUAAUGUCCUAUAUACAUCAACGCAAGGAACGCGGUGGAUCUGCUGUCACGGUACCAUGGAAUAAGUGGGGCCCUUUGCAGACGCAGUUCAUGCAUCAGCGUGAGCAAUUUCAAUGGCUGAGAUAUGUUCAGGGGUGUCGCGUUGUCCUACCCAUUUCAUAUCACGUUGCAGGGAGUACAGUACAAGUCCUUGAUUUUAACGUCUGUCGCACGAAGCGCCAAAUAUUCGAGGAGCAUACCGCAAGUUCUGCAGAUAGCUGUAUAAAUACUGAUGGAACUCACGUUGGUAUGGGAAAUAUCUUUCAAGCACCCGUGAUUACCUUGAUGCCAUAUCGCGUUCUGAGCCGAGGGGAACUGGAGGAAUACAACGGGGUGAUGAUUGAUGACGAACGGCUGAUAGGACUGAAGGUACGAUUUCACACAUGA